Molecule: messenger RNA, 3738 nt
Organism: Stylonychia lemnae
Lineage: Eukaryota; Ciliophora; Spirotrichea; Sporadotrichida; Oxytrichidae
Source: the annotation of a GenBank genome assembly
AUGAAUCCAGCCAGGACAGUCAAGCAAUUCUCUGUUUAGAUUCCUUCAAUUUAGACAUCUUUGGAUCUAAAUGAAAGAGACUCUCUAUUAGACUAAAAACCUUAAGAUGAAAUUCAGCCUUACAAUGAUAUGCAGAGUAUGUACAACAAGGAACUUAACUAGGCAAGUAGCUUAAACAGCACUUAAAAUAACCAAUAAAACUUGGCUGACUAUCAGCAUGUCACAAAGAGUCCUUAUUACAACGGAUAUGCAAUGGAUUCAGUCAUUCAAGAGGUGGGAACUGAAGAGGAAAAUACUACUAAUGAGCAGUUGGGCCAUCUGUCAUUUUCUAAUAAUCAAAGACGCAUGAGUUUGAUAUCUCUUCAAAAGGACUACUCACUUAGAAAUAACUAGGAUCUACUUCACUUGCAUAUGUACUUCACUACCAAUUAUGAGUUCUUUGCCAACUUGUCCAAAGAAAAAGGCUAGAAUAAUCUGUUUAGCUUGUUUAAGGGAAUGAAUCUAGAAUUUUACGACCCUAAUGAGAUUGUAUUUAACUAUGGAGAGCAGGGAGACUGCUUCUACAUUAUUAUUUAAGGACAAGUUGGAAUUAAAAUCCCAACUGAAGUUUCCCUCGAAUUCGGCAAUUACUAUGAAACAUAUACAUAUCUUAUGGAUAAAGGUGGUGAUGUAAUGAAAUGCAAGGAUAGCCAUUCAAGAGUAGUCAAGAAAUUUAUUGAGAUCAUAGGGGUUGAUCAGUUACAAUUGUAUAAGAUCAGGAAUAUAGAGGAAUUUUAUACCACUAUAAUGAGUAUUAUAAAGCUAGAGUAAUCAUCUUCCUUGUAUAAUGGAGAUGAGAGUUCUUCGAUAUAGAAUGUAAGUAGAUCGGAUUCAAGUAUAUUUGGAGGAGACUCAUCGACGAUCAAUGAUAAAAGAAGCAAGAUCAAUAGAUCUUUACUAUAAAGAGAACAAUUUCUCUAAGAGUUUGUCAAGUAAAUCUAGAUUUAAAGAGAUUCAAAUAAGCCUCUUUGUUUUCAGGCCUAAAUGGUAGUUUUAGAUCAAGUUAAUAUCUUAAAAGAAGGAAAGAGCUUUGGAGAAUUAGCUCUAAUUAAUGACUCUCCUAGAAUCGCGACAUGCUAGGCUUUAAAAUAAGCCUCAACUCAUAACCCCGAUGCAUUUCAAUAGCAAUAAAUUCAGGAUAAUAGACUUUAAUAGAAAAUAGUGCUUGCUGUAGUAAAUAAAAAUGACUACUUGAGUUAUAUAAGUGAAACAUUCCUUAAUAAACUCAAGAAAGCUAUCUAGGGCAUUUAGAAGUAUGAGAUAUUCUAAAGACUCUCGGAGAAAAAGCUCUAAGAUCUUUUCUACUUUUUGGAGGAAAAGAAUUUAUUUAGAAAUCAAUUCUUAUUUCAAGAAGGGGAGAGUAUAGAUGGAGUAUACUUUAUGACUUCUGGUGAGGUAUAGAAACUUAAGAAUGUUCGUGGUGCAAGCAAGAACAAAGCUUCUCCUAGAAGAGUUGAUUAAUAGUUAGUCCUGACUAUAGUAACUGGCUAGGAGAUAAUUGGACUGGAGGAGUUAAUAUCAGGUGCCAAAGAGCGAUAGUACAGCCUCAAAGUAAAAAGUGAAAAGGCCUCACUUAUGUUUUUUAAGGCAAAGGACUUCAAGGAGAGAAUACUUAUACCCUACCCUGGUCUGAUUCAAGAAAUCAAGGAUUAAAUAGAGUAGAGGUAGAAGUUCUAUGAUUCGAGGCAUGCUAGCUCUAAGAACUUUCUAGUCUAGCAACAAGUUGAAAAAUAUCAAACCCAGAUGAAGAGAUCUACCCAAAACUAAUAGUAGUCACUCAUAUCAACAAAUAUGAACUAGCUAGAUGGAAUAAUAGAAGACAAAGAUAAGGUGAUCUUAAGUGAGAAAGAGAGAAUGGCAAAGUAUUUCUUUGGAAAGGGAGUCCUUAAUGAAAGAAGUUUCAAUCUUGUUUAAAAGGCUAUUAAUAUUGACAAGGUCGAUGUAAUUAAUAAAUACCAGGGCAAACCCAAGCACAGAUAACCUAAGUAAAUCAGAACUAGAGAUCCUACUCCUGUAGCUACGAAUAAAGAAUUUUAAUCUAAAAAUUUAACACCUCGGACUUAAAUGAGCCAGCAAUCCUUCAUAGGAUAAGAUUACCAAAGCCAGAUGAAGAAGCAAAAGAGUAGUUUAAGCCUUCGAGGCUAGCAGAGUGAGUAGGCUCUAGUUCGAGAUUUUAGCAUACUGAAUGCAAACUAUCAAGACAGAAACCAUAACUUAGAUUCGAUUAACAAGUAAUUAAACACUCGCAUCGAUUAAGAAGUUCGUAGUCUCAGAUCCAAGAGUGAGAAUAAGCUGGUGGUCAGCUACUUAAGAGAGAACCUACUGAAGGACAAGCAAAUUCAUCUGAGUUUCCUUGAUGAUGACUCUGAUGAUCAAAUUGAUCAGAAUAUGAAGACAUUUGAAGAGAUCUAUAGAAGUAGAAAACUAGACAAGGUAAGGCUGCUUGCGAAACAGUAAAGACCAAGCAAUUCUAGAACUCAAAAGGAUCAGGAAAAGCAUAAAGAGUCAAUGAACGAGUUAUUUGAGAAGAUAUCCCAUUAGAAGGUUAGUAGAAACGAAGAGGGAUAGAAGAAUGGGAGUAAUGUAGAGAAGUCCAGGAAUACUCAACUAAAGUAAAUCUAUUCUAAUGAUUAGAGUAGAUUUAUGCAGAAACUUAAAACUACAAACAAUGAAGAAGUCAAGAAGUAGAAGAAGUACUUUAUUCAUAUUCCAACUUAUGCUUAUGCUAACAUUUCCAAUUCUCAAUCUUAAGAUGGAAUUCCUUCACAAGAAGACAGCAUUACCUCUAGUUAGCAAUACUUAAACCAGAAACAGCAUAAAGAACAUUUUGACCACUAUAUAAACUAGCAUACUACUACAAAUACAAUAGCCACUAAUACUAAUGACUUCUUUAAGCAUCUUGAGAUAAAAACUACUAGAAAUAUGCCUAACCCUUAAUAUAACUACCUUAGAAUCCAAACUCAGAACAAACCAUUUAUGCCCUCAUCGAUGUAUAAAGAAUAUCAGCCCAUCAUUUCCGAGAUGAAAUCUGUUUAGACCACUUCUAAUAACUGUCCCACAAUGGUCAAACUCAUCUCCCCUGAAAAGAUUAAUUUGAGCAAUAACUUCAACCUUAAGACUUCCCACUCAACGAAAUCACCAAAGAUUAUAAAGAAAGCCAUCGUUUAACCUAAUAGUCAGAGACAAAAGUCUCCAAUUAUGAAUAAGGUCAUAGAUCUCUCUAUUCUAAAGAACAGUGAUAAGAGACCAGGCAGGAAUGGCUAGACGCCCUCAUAGAUUAUUGACAAAAUGUAGGGAGUAUUGUCUAAUAAAAGCUUAAGUACUCUAAUGAUGAAAAGCUACUCAAUUAAAAAGAUAAAGCUCAGAGAAGGCAACAAUGGUGCAAGCAGCACACCCAGGACUAGCUAAAAUACAGGCAUAUCAGUAACUUAAAUCACUGCUAAGUAGUCUCAAAAUACUUAGAACAAGGUCUAGGGAUAUGAGUUUUUACUGAGUAAAAGAGACAAAUCUCCUUAGCAGAAUCAGUAGGCUUAUGAGUCACUGUUUACUCAAAAGAGGAUUAAUGACAUGAUUCCAGUUAAGGAACUGAUUCCUGAUAGUAAAUCUUAUUAAAGCAAAAAGUAAUUUGAGAUGCAGAAGAUCGGUGAUAAGCAUCAGAAAGACAUUAAAAGGAUCAAUAAAGAGUUGAAAAAUAUAUGA